UUUUUUUUUUUUUUUAUUCCUAAGAAUCUGAAGUUUGGUGUGAAUGUAUUGUUUGAGUUUAACAUGUUUCACAUAUAUGUGUAUUCGCGCCAAAUUUCAUUUGUAUUUGUGCUGCAAACAUUUUGUACUGCUGACAUUUAAAUCUAUGAAUGUGUGAGUGAUUCUGCUUCUGAUUCUGUUUUUAAAACCAGAAGAGAAAUUCUCUUUUUUUUUUCAGAAUCAGAACUGUCAGUUUUGUCCAAUUGAACGCAUUCAGAUUGCUUUUUUUUGCUUCCAGAUUGCCAAUUAAAAACGCCAUAUAUAGCUUGGAGUGACACUUUUUGAAUUUUGGAAAACGACAUUUAAUUGUAAUAGAACACAUGCACACCUAUAUUUCGGUCUUUUAAUGUAAGGCAUUAAGCCGUCAAACAUUGCUUCACAGCAUGUUAUUCAGUGUAAACUUUCGUUCAAAUCUAACACAAAGAAGCUGUCACCUGUCAAAGAAACAAUUUUCCCGCCGAUACUUUUUUACGAAACUAUUUAUCAACAAUUAUCAAGCAAUUUAAAUAACAAAAACACAACUAGUUCUAAUUCACUAUAUUUUAAAAGCUAAAAAUUGUGUUAGAUGCCUGUCCAAUAGAAAUAAAUAAAGGAUUAAAUAAAAUAUGCACAAAAUGAGUGGUGUCCAGGUCGACCAGGAAUUAUUUUUACAAGCGUUUGAAAAGCCUACGCAAAUAUAUCGUUUUCUCAGAAAUCGCCAUGCCACAAGUCCAAUAUUUUUAAACCGAACGCUCAGCUAUAUGAAAGGUCGAAUGUCAAGGAGCAAUAAAAAGCGUUCGACUUUUAAAGUAAACACGCUUCUCGACACAAUUUUGCAUAAAACAGGAACCAUGGGUAACUAUUUGAACAUAGUUUUCAUUGGAUUAUUCGACAAAAAAGACGAAGAGUGGAAAACCGGGGACAAGGUUAAUGUCCAAACGACAUUGUAUAAAAUAUCAAGAAAUAAGCGCAAAGAAGGCAAUGCCAGUUUCCAGGAAAUUUUGACAAAAUUUUCAAGCGUUGUAAUAAAUCCGCAAACCAAACUCAAAGAUUAUCCAGCUGUCUCGAUUCCAAUGAAAGCGUUAAGCCCGCUGAGCGAUCAACACACUGUGUACAAGAUUAUGUUUAGCGUUUCCACUGCGUCAGAUUUAAAAAAUAAUUUCAAUUUACAAAAUGACGACGAUGUGCCAUCUAAACGACUCAAAUUGUCUUCCACAAACUUUGGAUGUGAGCUUGUAGUUUUUGAGAAAAACUGUGGAAGCAUUGGAGAAGGAGAGUACGAAGCGGCUCUCCAGGAAUUUUCUUCAAGUAGUAUUAAAACAUUUUCACCAAAGAAAAAAACAUGGGAAACACUACCAGACACAUACACCCCAGUUACGCUUAAAUUUCAAGUCUUUCAUCAAUGUCUAAUGCUUAAAUUCAGUUUAUAUUGGUCAAAUACUUCGAUAUCAAACAAUGUGAAGGCCGAAGAUGUAUGCGAGUAUGCUGUUUCCGACAUGAAAAAUUCCGAUUACGAUUGCAAUAAAACAGUCAAUUAUUUAAACAACACUGCUAUACAUUCGCAUUCAAACACUUUCAAAUCAAAAUUUUUAGUCGAGGAAAAACUUCAAAUAGUUUACAACUUUAUUUAUAACAACAACACACGCCAGCAAACAGAAUACACCCAGGAGGUGGUAUGUCCGUGGUGUGGGCUAGACUGUUUGCGUUUAUACGCAUUAUUGAAACACUUGAAAUUGUGUCAUGCUAGAUUUAAUUUUGCGUAUCAUCCCGAUGGCAAUGGGGCUCGAAUAGAUGUUACAAUUAAUGAUUUGUAUGAUGGUUCAUAUGCUGGAUCAGCCUACGAUCUAGUGGGUGCAUCUCGACGUUCUUUUACUGGAACAUGUGGGCCAGUGAGGAGGACAUCCAUCACCAAUCUACUUGUAUGUCAUCCACGUCGUCAAAAAACUAGUCUUGAUGAAUUUCUUGUAUUGGACGAGGAUGAUUUGAUAAACCAGAAACUGUACAGAACAGGUCAUAACCGGCUCUACUACCAUACCGAAACGUUCUUGCCUGUUCAUUCAAAUGAGCUUGAUAUCGAUUCCGAAGGAGAAAGUGAUCCUCUUUGGUUGCGUAAGAAAGUAGGUCAAAUGAUAGACGAAUUUUCUGAUGUUAAUGAAGGCGAAAAAGAACUAAUGAAAUUAUGGAACCUCCAUAUUAUAAAAAAUAAAUAUGUUGGUGACUGUCAGCUUGCGUUGAUCUGCGAUAGAUUUUUGGAUGCAUAUGGAAUAGAAAUCAUACGAAAAAAUUUGUACCGCAAUUUUAUUUUACAUAUGUGUUCUUUGUUCGAUUACGGUCUUGUUUCACCUGAGAUUUUAUAUAAAACGAUUAAAAAACUCCAACUAAUUUUAAGCAAGUACCCAGAAGGUCAAAAAAUACUAUCAGAGUCUGGCGCAGCCCAGCAAGAAUUUUGGAUGAAAGUGGGAAUCCACAAACAGGAACAAAAACUUAAAUCUCCUCAAAAACAUAGUGAGAAUAAAAAUACCACAGAUGGAUGCUCUAAUGCCUCAUUAAGAAGUAAAUCAAAGACAAUGAAGCCUAAAUCCGGUAUCGUUAAACGGAAGCACAACAGCAGAAAAUGA
This is a messenger RNA of Episyrphus balteatus (marmalade hoverfly), 2636 nucleotides long. RefSeq names its product polycomb protein Su(z)12-like. Gene Ontology annotation, cellular component: ESC/E(Z) complex; nucleus. Bases 645 to 2636 code for a protein of 663 amino acids. The record is from RefSeq and is a predicted model, not a curated record. NCBI's taxonomy places the organism in Eukaryota, Metazoa, Arthropoda, Insecta, Diptera, Syrphidae. The transcript is spliced from 6 exons. Gene Ontology annotation, molecular function: chromatin DNA binding.